Molecule: messenger RNA, 420 nt
Organism: Colletotrichum phormii
Lineage: Eukaryota; Fungi; Ascomycota; Sordariomycetes; Glomerellales; Glomerellaceae
Exons: 2
Coding region: 1-420 (139 amino acids)
Source: RefSeq, a predicted model, not a curated record
AUGGAAGGAUAUGACGACAAGAAGGACUCGGAGGUGAAUCGGAAGACCCAGGCAACGGAUUUGAGGAAGUCCAAAAUUGAAACGGAGAAACUCGUCCGAACCAGAGACGAGCUGACGGCGUCCCACGACAGAUUCGAAGGAGAACUCAGCCACGUCAACGAACCCAAAUUUCAGCUGAUGAGCAAAUCGACAGAUAGAACUCAGAAGCUUGAAAGAGUACAGAAAGAGCUCGAACGCGUGCAGGGAGAACUCGACGAGGCCAAUGGGGGUCUUCGUCAACAACCCCAAAAAGUCGAAGCCAUUCAGGCGGAGGCCAUGGCAAUCAACACUCGCUGGAUCGACUUCUUCAACGAGGGCGGCGAUCGCGAAAACUGGGUAUUCUUUGUCUGUGGACUGCGACGGGUUGAGGUCGCCGCCUGA